AUGCCCUCAACUAUUGCUCUAGGAUGCACCGUCGGAAUCGUCUCGUCGCUGUGUCAGUCGGUUGGACUCACCUUACAACGCCAGAGUCACAUUUUGGAGGACCACAAGCCCGGUACCGACUCGUAUCGACCGCCUCAUCGUCGAGCCCGUUGGAGAGUCGGCCUGCUGCUGUUUCUCAUUGCCAACGUGCUGGGAUCGUCGGUGCAAAUCACCACUCUUCCGCUGGUGGUUCUGUCGCCGUUACAGGCCGUGGGUCUGGUGUUCAACUCCAUCUGUGCCACCGUCAUUCUCAAUGAACCCUUCACGGUGUUUUCGCUGGUCGGCACGGCACUGGUGUCGCUAGGAGCGCUUCUCAUUGCCGCGUUUGGCGCCAUCGAAGAGCCCAACCACUCGCUCAACGAACUGCUCGUACUAAUGAAACGAAAACCCUUUGUGCUGUGGAUGGCAUUCACCGCCGUGCUCGUGUUUGGCAUCAUGGGCGCCAUCAAGGCGGUUUCUCGAUCCCAGAAACACCUCGGCUCGAAGAGAAGAGCCAGUAUUGGCAGUGGCUACAGCACAAUCACGGAGGAAGACCAGAAUGAAACCAGGGACUCCCCAACCACAGUGCUUAUCGGACUUCUCUACGGAGGCAUUUCUGGUAUUCUCUCGGCCCAUUCUCUGCUGUUUGCAAAGUCAGGUGUUGAACUGCUUCUCAGAGCAAUGACUUCCGGCCUGGGAGAUUUACAGCGAUGGCAGUCCUGGGCCAUUGUGGUGUGCUUCCUGACCCUCGCUGUGACACAGCUCAUGUUCCUCAACAAGGGUUUGCGACUGUGUUCCACGUCGAUUCUUUACCCGCUCGUGUUUUGCGUCUACAACAUCAUCACCAUCGUCAACGGCCUCGUCUACUUCCAGCAGCUCGAGCGACUAUCGAGUGUGCAGAUCAUCCUCGUCAUUCUGGGCGCGCUGCUCGUGUUUGCGGGAGUUGUGGCUUUAUCGUGGCGUUUCCAGGAAAAGUCUUCUCUUUCUCAUGUCUAUGAAGACGAGGAGAUUGAGCCACUGAUGCCAGCUGCUCUGAUUGCGCUGGAAAACACCAUGGAAGAGGCGGAAAACGAGAGCGAGAGAGAUACGUCUCCUUCUCCGCUGUAUUCGCAAAAUACUAACAAUAACAGUGGUCGACGAAAGCGAUGGUCUCUGUCAAUCUCCACCACUCCUAACAAUGCCAGUUCAGCCUCGAUAGCUGGACCCCCGUCUCCCUCACCGUUGCGUCUGCACCGGCGAUCCAUGUCGUCGCUCUCGUAUCUGCCCCAGAGCCCCAGCAACCGGCGCAAGAUCUCCGUUCAGCAGCAGACCCUCAUGAAGGAGCUGGGACUGUGA
Messenger RNA from Yarrowia lipolytica CLIB122, 1353 nucleotides. RefSeq lists its product as uncharacterized. Gene Ontology annotation, biological process: magnesium ion transport. NCBI's taxonomy places the organism in Eukaryota, Fungi, Ascomycota, Dipodascomycetes, Dipodascales. Gene Ontology annotation, molecular function: magnesium ion transmembrane transporter activity. Gene Ontology annotation, cellular component: membrane. The record is from RefSeq and is a predicted model, not a curated record.